AUGAAUAUUUCUCUGGUAAACAACGGGUACGAAGGACUUCUCAUCGCUAUAAGGGAAGAUGUUUCGGAAAGUGAAGCGCUUAUUACCAGGUUAAAGGAAGUCUUUACAGACGUAUCCUCUCGUUUGUUUUCUGCAACGAGACAGCGAGCAUACUUACGGAAUGUCACAAUCCUGGUUCCAAAGUCAUGGCAGAAGAAAAACGACUACGGAGAACCAGGGAUAGAGGCAUUUGACAAAGCCAAUAUCAUCAUUGUCAAAAGUGGAAAAAACCCUGAUCACAACCCAUACGUAAUACAACCUGGACAUUGUGGGGAGCCGGGACAAUACAUGCAUUUGACGAAAAAGUUUUUGUUAGAUGAUGAUGUGGCGUCCCCGUGGGGCGAUCGAGGAAAGACUAUCGUGCACGAAUGGGGUCACUUGCGUUGGGGUUUGUUUGACGAGUACGCUUUAGAUGACGAUCCCAAGGACAAGCCGUUCUACCUCGAUUCUGGAAAGAUUGAAGGGGUGCGCUGUUCCCUGAACCUGUUUUGGGAAUUAAAUGAAGGCUGUAACGUAAGCGAAUCAAGUGGCUUACCUGAAGAUAACUGUAUUUUCAUCGUUCCAACCAAGGGUCAGGAAGCAACAGCGUCAUAUGGAUCACACCACUACGUACCAACGGUAACUGACUUCUGCGACAACAAUACAAGCCCCUCAAACCGUCAUAACGACAGGGCUCCGAAUAGGCAAAACCGCUUUUGUGCAGGACGAAGUGCAUGGGAAGUGAUGAGAGAAAGUGACGAUUUUAAAGAUGGUCGGAAUCCACCUCUCCCGAAGACCCCUGUUACAGGUACUGUACCACAUUUCACUGUCCUUCAGCAAAAACCAAGAAGAUAUGUCCUAGUUCUUGACGUCUCCGGUAGCAUGGAUAGACAAGGAGAAAACGGGAACACAAGGCUAGAAAACCUGCGACAGGCUUGCGAAGAGUAUCUUCUUCAUAUAAUCGCAGAGGGUGACUCAGUUGGAAUAGUGGAGUUUGACACCACAGCCGUAAUCAUAACAAGUCUGACUAACGUAUCGUCAGAAAGUGUGCUAGAAGCUAACGGGGCAGCAGCAGCAGGCGGUAUCCUCUUGGUCGUCAGCGAUGGAGACGAAAAUAGGCUACCGUUCAUCUCGGACGUUAAGCCAUCGCUAAUAGAUAAGAAAAUCAUCACUGAUACCAUCCUUUUCACAAAGGACGCUGACAGUCAGUUGAUUUCCCUGGCAAAAGAUACCGGGGGAAUGUCGUUUCUAGAGAGCCAGGGUACUCUGUCACCGGCCUUGAUGUCCGCUGUGACAAAGACAGUUACUCAGCGAUCAGGUGACCAAACGAAUACAGUUGUACAAGUGCUAUCGGACACGUUGACAGUUGCCGGUGGGGGCAUACCUUUACAAGGUGCAAUAUACGUAGAUAGUACAAUUGGGAAGAACACGAGUUUCGUUUUCAACUGGAAAGCAGGACUCCGCCAAAUCAGAGUUGUUUUAAAGACACCCGAUAAUGUUACCAACACUCCAGAAGACGACGAUUAUAAUUUUUCCGCUGGUACAUUAAGAUACAGGAUCAAUGGCACUGCAAAGGUUGGGAAAUGGCUGUACAUCGUCAGAAAUACGGGAACAGAGAUCGCUACAGUCCAGCUGCAAGUGUCAUCACGGCCUUCAGGAAGUGGAGAACCGAUAGUGUUGACAGCCAGUGUCAGCAGUGAUGUAGUUGACUUGGCAGACCCUGCCUCUUCCCGUAUUGCUAUCUACGGAAUAGUGACACAAGGCUUUAAAGCUGUGGUCGGAGCAAAUGUGGUGGCAUAUAUUGAUGCAAGUGGGCAAACAAAUACUUUGCAGCUUCUUGAUAACGGUGCUGGGGCUGAUAAUACCAAGAACGAUGGCAUCUACACGGCAUAUUUCCUGAACUUUGGAGAAAACGGAGCAUAUUCGAUUCGCGUAGUUGUGAUAGGCGAAGACGGUACUUCAUUAAAGUCCGUUAUUGGUGGACAAAAAGCCAUUAGAUUGGUAACCAAUAAUACUUCAGGAUACACCGCAAAGCCGGAAAUCACCUACACACCAAUAGAACCAUUCAUGCGUUCCGACAGCGGAGGUUUAUUCACCGUUAUAAAUCUUCCAACUUCGACGCCUGGUUCAGAGCCACCUGACCUCUACCCUCCUGGCAGUAUCUACGACCUGGUGCUGGGAGCAGUUAACACUGAGAAUAAAACUGUUACAUUGUCCUGGACAGCAACUGGUGAUGAUCUGGAUCAAGGAAAUGCAUCGAGCUACGACAUCCGAUACAGCACUUCAAUCUCGGAUAUCCGGAAUAACUUUAUGGAAUCGAAUAAGUUUCUUGAUGACGAUCUCCUUCAAGGGAAACUCGACUCUCCCUUGCCAGCAGGCGGAGCGGAGACUUUCAUUGUCCAAUUCAACCAAACUGUUGAUCACAACGUCACGUAUUUCAUUGCGUUAGUGGCAACGGACGACAGAAAUCAAUCAGGACAAGUGUCAAAUGUCGUGUCGGUCUCUUUUGUCUACGUUAAUCCGUUUCCUUCCGCCGAUCCUGUGACAAGUACAGAGGCAACCACUGAAUACGAAACGACUGCAGUGGACACAACAACUGAACUUACGACCCUCAAAAGCAAGCCAUUGGAGGAGGACAAUCCGUUCAAUAUCAUUGGUAUUAUCAUAGCCAGUGUUGCCGUUGUGGUUAUAAUUAUCAUAGCUGUUGCAAUUGCACUACAUAUCCGAAGGAAAAAUCUAUUGAAGGGGUACGUAAUUCAAUAG
Molecule: messenger RNA, 2781 nt
Organism: Lingula anatina
Lineage: Eukaryota; Metazoa; Brachiopoda; Lingulata; Lingulida; Lingulidae
Product: calcium-activated chloride channel regulator 3A-1-like
Source: RefSeq, a predicted model, not a curated record